Messenger RNA from Phymastichus coffea, 1088 nucleotides. RefSeq lists its product as uncharacterized. The transcript has 4 exons. Bases 36 to 959 code for a protein of 307 amino acids. The record is from RefSeq and is a predicted model, not a curated record. NCBI's taxonomy places the organism in Eukaryota, Metazoa, Arthropoda, Insecta, Hymenoptera, Eulophidae.
AUUAGUAUAAAUAAUUAACUCUUGUAACCAGAAAAAUGAUAUUACAACUAUUUUUUUUCCGAUUUUUGGUUUUUGCUACAGUACAGGCCUUUCCUUUAGAUUCGGAUACUGAAAAAAUAAGCCCAGGAGACGCAUCUUACGCCAAUGCAAAAAAGUGUGAUGCAAAGUUGACAUGGUACCGAGAUACAACCAAAAAAUUACAAGACUUGUACGGUAAAUAUUAUAAAGAGUACCAAAAUUUCAAAAAGACGAAUAAUCCAAAUGUGAGUGAAAUAGAAACUAUGCAUAGCGAAUAUGAAGAGAUGAUUAUGAACGCAUUGCAUAGGUACGAAACAGAUUCAGAGAAAAUUUACAAGAUAUCAGACGACUCAGCCCGCUUGGUUUUUUGUCAGAAGGAAAUCAAUUGGUUCAAAGUAUUAGAUCAAAACUUGACGCGCAUGGGAACAAAUAUAAAAACCGAUGUGUUAAAUGUCCUCGACGUUCUAGGAGUAUCAAAAGAAACGAGAGAUUCCUUAGACGAGACUCUCGGCAGGAUCGUCAACUUUCUGUUUAUAAUCGACAUGAGUAAAAAUAUAUUCAAAGAUGUCAGGUCUUUAUUUGAUGAAGUUCGUGUGGUAACUGAGGCCGGAAUUUCAUUGGAAAAAAUUUAUAAAGUUAAUCCUGAUGGUGAAGUAAUAGAAAAGGCCAAAGAAAUUGAUGAAAAUUACAGAGAAGUUUUCGAGUCUAAGAACGAAAUAAUGUUGAAUAAUGAGAUCAACGAGCUUGCAGAUGAAGAAAGGAUCACCAAGGCAAAAAGUCGAGUAGCAGAUAAUGAAGAGUGGAAUAUAAAUGAAGAAGAGGUUCUAGGAAAUGGUAUUGAAGAUGACAAUAUUUUUGAAAAACCAAAGGAAGAACCUCAUGAAUUCAAAAGACCCCUAGAAAAAUCGAAGAGUUUUGAAAUUAAGAGAUUUCCCGGCUAGUACUUCAAUCGACAGAUGAUGACAAUAAUAUCUUAAUGAAUGGCAUUCAACUGUUAAAAUAGCUCAAAUUCAGUAGACUUUAGUGUGAAAAAGAAGAGGGAUAAUAAAUAUAUCUAUAAAAAUUACGUA